Messenger RNA from Dioscorea cayenensis subsp. rotundata (Guinea yam), 804 nucleotides. RefSeq lists its product as uncharacterized. The record is from RefSeq and is a predicted model, not a curated record. The coding region runs from base 1 to 804 and encodes 267 amino acids. The transcript has a single exon. Lineage: Eukaryota; Viridiplantae; Streptophyta; Magnoliopsida; Dioscoreales; Dioscoreaceae.
AUGGCCACCGCUCCGAAACCUCCAGAUCCCCGUUCCUCUCCUUCGAAGCCUCCGAACCCUCGCCCCUCUUCCACCACCAAACCUGGCCUUUCCUGGGCUAAAGUUGUUGGCACUCCCUCUUCAGCCUCCUUUGAAAACCCUCCUCAUCUCCAAAAAUCUCACUUCGACCGUCUGAAAAACUCGAUUAAAACCUGCAUCUCUCUUGACCGUGAGCAAUGGAACUCCGCCCGAAACAUGAUGCAUUCUGCCCUCUACGCCAAGUUUUUGGGCAAAUCUCUUCCUCUUGACCAGGCUAAGCUUGCCAUGGCUAAUGCCUGGAAGGGACUUGGCGAGUUCUCAGUUUCUGACCUUCCGAAUGGAUUCUACUUUAUUAACUGCGAGUCUCUUGAUAUGCAGGCUAAGCUUCUCUGGGAAGGCCCUUGGACCAUUGAUGGUCGUAUCCUGCAAAUCUCUGAAUGGAAGGAGUCUUUCCAGCCGGCGUUUGAGAAGCUCUCGACGGCGGCAGUGUGGAUUCAGCUCCACCAUCUUCGUAUUGAACUCUGGCUUGGGGACAUUCUGGAGUGCAUUGCUUCCCAGUUUGGGAGGGUCCUCAAGAUUGAUGAGCACACUCUAAACCUUUCACGUUCUAAAUUUGCUCGUAUCUGUGUGGAAAUUGAUCUUGAUCUCCCUCUCCAGAAAGGGACUUGGGUUAAAUAUGGUGACAAUUCGGUUUUUAUCAUUGCACUCUAUGAAAAAAACUCCGGUUUUUUUGUUUUCAGUUUGUGGGACGGGUGGGUCAUGGCGAAUCAAUUGUACCUUCAUUAG